AUGAUAACCGUGAUUCUUUCCAAUAAUUCUCAUCUCUUCCCACGUACUUUCUUCUUGGCUGGCAUCCCGGGAUUGACUACUGCCCACAUUUGGAUCUCACUUCCUUUUUGCUUUAUGUUUUUCCUGGCACUGACUGGGAAUGGUGUCCUGCUUUUUCUCAUCAGGACACAUCACAGCCUUCACCAGCCCAUGUUUUUCUUUCUUGCCAUGCUUUCCUUUGUCGACCUGGUCCUCUCCCUUUCCACACUGCCCAAGAUGCUGGCCAUUUUCUGGUUUGGUGCUACAGCCAUCAGCUCCCACUCCUGUCUUUCCCAGAUGUUCUUCAUUCAUGCAUUCUCUGCCAUGGAGUCGGGAGUGCUAGUGGCUAUGGCCCUGGACCGCUUUGUGGCCAUAUGUAACCCACUUCGUUAUUCAACCAUCCUUACCCCUGCCAUUGUUGCCAAGAUUGGAGGCCUGGUAGUGCUGCGAGGCGUGGGAUUGACCAUCUUCUUUCCAACCCUGGCUCAUCGGUUGCCCUACUGCGCCUCACACACGAUUGCCUAUACCUACUGUGAGCAUAUGGCUGUGGUGAAGCUGGCCUGCAGGGCCACCACUGUGGACAACCUCUAUGCCUUUGCAGUGGCAAUCUUUCUUGGUGUGGGAGAUGUGGCCUUUAUUGCCUACUCCUAUGGGCAAAUUGUGAGGACUGUGAUGCAUUUUCCUUCACCUGAGGCACGUGCUAAAGCUGGCAGCACAUGUACGGCUCAUGUCUGUGUCAUCCUCUUCUUCUACGGACCAGGCUUUCUUUCUGUGGUUAUGCAGCGUUUUGGGCCACCCACAGCCCCUGCUGCCAAGGUCAUCCUUGCAAAUCUCUAUUUGCUGUUUCCCCCUGCACUAGAUCCUAUUGUCUAUGGUGUCAAGACCAAGCAGAUCCGGGAGCGGCUAUUUACAAUUCUGAGCCCCAAGAGGAUUGAGCCCAUCUGA
Molecule: messenger RNA, 963 nt
Organism: Carlito syrichta (Philippine tarsier)
Lineage: Eukaryota; Metazoa; Chordata; Mammalia; Primates; Tarsiidae
Product: olfactory receptor 52K1-like
Exons: 1
Coding region: 1-963 (320 amino acids)
Biological process (GO): G protein-coupled receptor signaling pathway
Cellular component (GO): membrane
Molecular function (GO): olfactory receptor activity; G protein-coupled receptor activity
Source: RefSeq, a predicted model, not a curated record